Messenger RNA from Bipolaris victoriae FI3, 1524 nucleotides. RefSeq lists its product as hypothetical. The coding region runs from base 1 to 1524 and encodes 507 amino acids. The record is from RefSeq and is a predicted model, not a curated record. Gene Ontology annotation, molecular function: iron ion binding; oxidoreductase activity, acting on paired donors, with incorporation or reduction of molecular oxygen; heme binding. The transcript has 6 exons. NCBI's taxonomy places the organism in Eukaryota, Fungi, Ascomycota, Dothideomycetes, Pleosporales, Pleosporaceae.
AUGGAUCCGAAGACAGCGGUCGGAGUUCCACAGUUUCUGCAGAUGAUGGGCGUCGCUGUCUUCAUCUUUGCAGCAUAUGCCAUAUGGCCCGUAAUACAGCGCAAAUGGUAUCUUGCAAAGUUUCCCAGUAUGAACGAAUAUGGAACGGGCGAGAAGUAUCGGCAAACGUAUCUCUCAUCAGCAAGAGAGAUUUAUGAAAAGGGAUAUACCAAAUUCAAGAACUCUUGUUACGCACUCAUGAACGAACAAGGUAUACCUACCGUCGUCAUUCCUGCAAGCCUCCUGCCAGAACUACGAAAACUUCCCGAAGACGUUCUCAGCCGCAGAGAGGCUAUAUCCCAACUAAUGGAGAUUGAUCACACACGCAUGGACCCUGGUAGCCCGACUCCCACCAAUUCUGUCAAAGCUGAUCUUACGCCAGCGCUAGCCCGGCUGAACCUGACCAUCUGCAAUGAGGUUGAUGAUGGACUAAAAGAACUAAUGCCGCCAUGCAAAGACUGGACCGAAGUCAAGAUCUUCGACACACUAACCCUCCUCAUCGCAAAGGUCUCCGGUCGUGUCUUCGUCGGUCCAGAAGUGUGUCAAGAUCCCGAAUACAUUGAUACCGCAGCCAAUUACACAUUAGAAUUCAUGAACGCCGUCCAUUCCGUCAAGGCAUUACGACCGUGGCUAAAGCCCUACCUGGGUCCGCGCACACCAGAAGUCAAGAAGCUCCGCCAACGCGAGAAGCUCGCUGAAAAGAUACUAAGACCCCUCAUCGAAGACAGAAUCCACAGAAAGGCCAACGACCCUAGCUGGAAGGAGCCAGAUGACUUGGUCCAGUGGAUGCUUAACAGGAGAAACGAACAGGAAUCCGUCAAAGACCUUGUCCAGUAUCAACUCACCAUGAUAUUCGCUGCAAUCCACACAACAACUGCAACCGCCACUAGCAUCUUGUACACCCUCGCUGUCACACCACAAUACAUCGAGCCCCUCCGCGAGGAAAUACGCAGCGUCCUGCCCGCCGACGGCGCCAUCACGUUCCGCGCACUACAGCAAAUGGAAAAACUCGACAGCUACAUCAAAGAAGUCAUGCGCGUUUCCCCCGCGUUCCUCACAUCCUUCGUCCGCUAUGCAAAACAAGGCUUCACACUAAGUACCGGCGCAUACAUACCCGCAGGCGUCUACAUCGAAGCCCCCGCCUUUUCCAUCUACAACGACGCGCAGUUUUACGCAUCCCCAGAAAACUUCGACGGGUUCAGGUCGUAUAGGAUAAGGAGGGAGAGUGGGAAAGCGCAGGAUAUUGCGCGGAACCAGAGUGUUACGAGUAAUGAGACGAAUUUGAAUUUUGGGUAUGGGAGACAUGCGUGUCCUGGUAGGUUUUUUGCUGUGAAUGAGAUUAAGAUGGUUAUGGCGCGUGUGUUGUUGCAGUAUAAUGUUAAGAUGCCGGGGGGGAAGAUGGAUAUGUAUUCUCCGGUUGAGUGGGGUACGCAUAGUAAUCCGGAUGCAAGCAAGACGCUUUUGUUCAGGAAGGUUGAAGUCUAG